This is a messenger RNA of Coniophora puteana RWD-64-598 SS2, 1108 nucleotides long. RefSeq lists its product as uncharacterized. The record is from RefSeq and is a predicted model, not a curated record. The transcript has 6 exons. The coding region runs from base 68 to 874 and encodes 268 amino acids. NCBI's taxonomy places the organism in Eukaryota, Fungi, Basidiomycota, Agaricomycetes, Boletales, Coniophoraceae.
GGAAGCUUGGUACGCGAUUUGCAUUAACCUUAGCUCUGACACAAACGGCCAGCGAUUGUCGUUCUUCAUGAACUCUGAUACGAACGACAUCAAUGAUGCCACGAAAGUCAGGACCUUGCUUGAGCAACUCCGAUCAUCCGAGGCAUGGCAAGCAACGAUAGCUAAUCCAACCCAGCCCAAGCCACCGUCUUCUUGCUCCUCUGAGGCUCCAUCAUCGGCCACGCGGGGACAGGAAUCAGUCUCUUCACAUUCCUCGACGUCGCCUAUUCCUUCUGUGGCCUCUCUGCUUUCUCAGUUGACCUCCACCGAUUCCCGACAUCAUGCGUCAACGUCUGCUCCUUUCUCGGCGUCUGCUGAUGUCCCCUCCGGCUGGCCUUCAUUAGAUGCUGAAGCCAGCUUUCAUCCGUACAUUCCGCCUGCCACCGUUGAUAGAGGCUCACAGGGAGACGUUAAGACACUGACUUUCCAGCAAGCUCUCCCCAUUUUAACGAAAUUGGGAGAAGAUCCUGCCUUUAUCUUGUCUCUCAAGCAACUGAAAGAAAAGCAGAAUCAGUUAGAACGACGCCUAUGGGAUGAGCGACAAGCCAUUGAGAAGAAAUACCAAGAUAAGGUCGCCGUCACGCAAAGAAAGACCGAGUUGAUCGGCGGUGGUGGUGUCUCCAAGCAUGAUGCCGAAAUGCUCAACUCUGCGUAUCGCAUGGAGCUAAAAAGGUUUGAGGAGGAACGGAUCGUCAACGCUUGGGACAGUCUCGUCGCCGAGCAACAGUUCACCCUAGAAGCUGCUGGUGUGCCAACGAUAUUCGGAACAGACUCGAAGACCGAGCUAGAAAAGCAAAGGAACGUUAUGCAGGUUCUUGAUGCUCUCAUCGGAUGACACACAGGCUGACAAGGCUUCGAACGCCUUGCCCACGGUUUUGGUGUUUGUCUGGGAGUGUUCUUCUCGUGGCUACUGCGCACGUCCUGCACGCAUGCUUGGUUUCUGUCUGCCGUAAUCUACCCACGCAGCUCUUUGUGAUACAGCAGCUUCGUGAUCACUUGUUUUGGUCUCAAGACUCCGCAGUAAGCCGUGUUAUUAGCUACAGCAGUUGUUACGAACAUAUUGACCGUG